AUGUGUGCUGCUGUCUCGGCUGAUCGGAGAGGACCAGAAGCCCGGUCGAGCUGCGUUCUUUGAGAUUAAGAGCGGUUUGGUUGGUUGUUUGGAUGAGCCUUGCGUUCCGCGUCUCUGAGCCUGAAUCCUGGUUCUUGAUCGCGCCGGAGGCGGCGGUCGCGAGACAGAUUCAUCGGCCGGUGAUGGAUCAGAGGAGAAGCGCCGGCCAUCGUCCUAGGCGGAGGCAGACGGCCGCGGAUGAGGAGGAGGAGGAGCAUAGGCUGCGCACGCCGCGGCGGCGUCCGGGGGCGACGCCGUCGAGCAGCAGCCGGCGGCGGGUCGCGCCACCACCGGCGCCAACGACGACGACGACGCCCGGCUACUUCACCGCCGAGCUGGUGAUGGUGUUCCUCUGCGUGACCGCGUCGCUCGUGCUGCUCCCGCUCGUCCUGCCGCCGCUCCCGCCGCCGCCGUCGCUGCUGCUGGUGCUCCCGGUGUGCCUGCUCGCCGUCCUGGUGGCCAUGGCGUUCGUCCCGCUCGACGCGCAGAGCAACGUCGUCGGCUCGUCGUGCUUGUAGAGAAGGAAAUUAUUUUCUUGCUUCUUUUAUCUCUUCCAGUUAGUUUAGGUUAGCACAAAGAAACCGGCAUCACUUGUUAGAUUAGUUGGAGUAGUUCAUUAUUUGGUUGUAAACUCACCAUAGUUUACUGCUGAUCUAUCGGUGCUCCUGAACCUUACCACCAUGGAAUACACAUGCUGCCAUGCCAUCCCUUCAGAAAUCAAAAUGAACAUUGUAUAUCUCGCGUCACAUGGAUGACGUGAUCACAAGACAA
Oryza brachyantha (malo sina) is the source of this 810-nucleotide messenger RNA. RefSeq names its product protein ORGAN SIZE RELATED 1-like. Lineage: Eukaryota; Viridiplantae; Streptophyta; Magnoliopsida; Poales; Poaceae. The transcript has a single exon. The record is from RefSeq and is a predicted model, not a curated record. Gene Ontology annotation, biological process: positive regulation of organ growth. Bases 93 to 557 code for a protein of 154 amino acids.